Molecule: messenger RNA, 2462 nt
Organism: Ostrea edulis (European flat oyster)
Lineage: Eukaryota; Metazoa; Mollusca; Bivalvia; Ostreida; Ostreidae
Product: DNA polymerase eta-like
Exons: 11
Coding region: 191-2458 (755 amino acids)
Biological process (GO): response to radiation; error-prone translesion synthesis
Cellular component (GO): site of double-strand break; replication fork; nucleus
Molecular function (GO): damaged DNA binding; DNA-directed DNA polymerase activity
Source: RefSeq, a predicted model, not a curated record
GUGAUAAACUUUGGGCUAGGCCACUAGACGAUAUGACGAUAUGAUGACAAUGAUAGAUGUACGAGGAUGGAGUGUGUCUAACAGCUAUUGACAAUAUUCAUUAAGGAGACGUUAGAAGCGGACUGUAAGUUAUUAAACCCACAGACCGCAAGCGGCAAAACUGAAAGCAGCAGCCGGACAGGGAGGAAGCAUGGAUCGAGUUAUUGCAUUAGUUGACAUGGAUUGCUUCUACGUACAAGUGGAACAGCGGAUACAUCCGGAGACGAAAGGCCUUCCUUGUGCAGUGGUGCAGUACAAGAAAUGGAAAGGAGGGGGCAUUAUUGCUGUUGGAUAUGAAGCACGGGCAAAAGGCGUAACUAGAAACAUGUGGGGGGACGAUGCCAAGGCCAAAUGUCCUAAUAUUCACUUUUUCCGAGUUCCAGAGGUCCGAGGAAAGGCCGAUCUCACUAAGUUCCGUGAGGCUGGAGCUGAGGUGAUAGCAGUGCUGAGUAAAUUCAGUAACUGUGUAGAGCGAGCCAGUGUCGACGAAGCCUACAUCGACCUGACAGAGGAGGUGAGGAAGAGGAUUACCUCUACAGACACUGACGAUGUCCUGGAGCAGCUGCCCAACACAUUUGUUGUUGGAUGGGGGGACGACAAAGAUGGUAGUAAGAGAAAGCAGGGCAUGAGUGAGUGGAUGAAAUUGCUUCCAUGCACCGGAAGUAAUGAUAAUGCAGAUCAGAAGCUGCUGAUUGGAGCACUUAUAGCAGAGGAAAUGCGGGCUGCAGUUUACAAAGAAACUGGCUUCAGUUGUUCUGCUGGAAUAUCAUAUAACAAGAUGUUAGCCAAGCUGGCCUGUGGACUCCAUAAGCCCAACAAGCAGACAAUCCUUCCCCACAGUUCUGUACAACAGCUGUUUGACACGCUACCUAUCACCAAAAUACGAAAUCUAGGUGGAAAACUAGGCCAUGCAGUGAUAGAACAGCUGACCAUUCAGAACAUUGGUCAGUUAUGUCAGUAUGAGCUUCACACACUGCAACAGAACUUCGGAGACAAAACAGGAGCGUGGUUGUAUGAUGUUUGUCGAGGAAUUGAGCAUGAACCUGUGUCAGCCCGACAACUGCCGAAGUCCAUUGGAUGCAGCAAAAAUUUCCCGGGGAAAACAUGUCUUGACACAAAAGAAAAGGUGAGAUUCUGGCUACUAGAACUGUCCAAAGAAGUGGAGGAGAGGUUGAUCAAAGACAGAGAAUUGAACAAUCGGUUGGCCAAGUCUAUGACUGUGAGUGUACGUUACCUAAGUGACCCUUCGCCUGUGGUAGCUAGCAGGGCUUGUGCCAUAUCUAGAUAUGAUGCAGAGAAGUUUGCUAAUGAUGCGUAUGCCUUAAUUAUGAAACUAAAUAAUGCACCAGCUCAUCAGAGUGCUUGGUCACCACCGAUUCUCUGCCUAGGAGUAUCAGCAACAAAAUUUCAGGAGGAGAGCAGCAGUCAGUCCACACUGAAUAUGUUGUCUUUUGUGGGACAGAAAACAUUGUGUUCUGGUUCAGCAAGUCAAUCCCCAGUGUCGCCGGCACCACAGAUAAAACCCAAGACUAAGACCAUCGACAACUUCUUCUUUAGAGGUAAUGAUACACUGAUAGAGCCAGAUCACUGCGUCGGUAUUGAUGGCCCACAUCAGAUCUCUACCGAAUGCGAGCAGGUGGAUUCUUCGGUUAAUUUUUCAUAUCGUUCAAUACAAUCCACAAAUAAUGAAAAUUGGGAAGAACAGGAUAUAUUACAGCUGCCUGAGGAAGAAGUUUUAACUACUGAGUAUUCAAGUGUGAAGCCUAAUCCAGUCAUUAAUGGGAAGAAAGGCAAUGUAAAUGGAUUUUUUGCAAGAAGGAACUAUCAGCAUGGAUCAGUGUCCAAUUUGCCAAGAGAGCUAACUUUAGUUGAAAGUCAAGAAAAAGAAAAGACAGACACUCCAGGUGGAAUGGGACUUAAUGGUGUGAACUGCUACAUGAAGAAGAAUGUAAUUUCCCAGAAUUCAGUGGAUCCUGAUUUUCUAGCAGCACUUCCUCCUGAUCUCAGACAAGAAGUUCUAAGUCAGGUGAGCUGUGCACCUUUCUCUCCUGUAGGCAAUCAGUGCAAUGCACCUAGAAGUCAAGAACAAAGAGACAAAACUAGUUUGGAGAAAUUUUUGACCAGACAGGAUUCUUCAGUGUUGUAUGCAGAAGAUUCACAGAAGACAGAGAAUCUGGUCACUUGUGAUAGGUGUAAUAAACAGGUUGAGAAAUCCGAGUUGACAGAACAUUUGGACUUUCAUUUUGCUAAAGAACUGCAAAAAGAGCUGACUUGGACCUCUGACAAAAGCAGUGACCAUAGGAAGCGGUCAAUGGGAUGUAGUGAUACCUCAUCAAAGAAUGUAGUGACUAAGAAGUUUAAAAAUAACUCAGGACAAACACAAACAAUAUCUCAAUUCUUCAAUAAAAAAUCAUCCUGAUAUA